Thlaspi arvense is the source of this 426-nucleotide messenger RNA. NCBI's taxonomy places the organism in Eukaryota, Viridiplantae, Streptophyta, Magnoliopsida, Brassicales, Brassicaceae. The record is from the annotation of a GenBank genome assembly.
AUGUUCACCGAGGAGUUGGCAAAGUCUGAAAUGGAGAAAGUAACGAAGAAUUAUUUGGAUCAGAUCAAAAUUAAGAGAGAUGAAUUACAGCAAUGGUGGGAAACUCCUUUGAAUCAACUUGACAUAUCUCAAACCACUUGUCUGAUAAGUGUUCUGGAAAAUUUGAGAAUGGAAUUGGGAACUCAACAAUCCCAAAACUUAAAAGCAAUUGUUCCUCAUGAAGAUUUCAUGUUUGGUGGUGGCAAUAUCGAUCUUAUCGACCAAAAGGGAGUGUUCGAUGUGAACGCAUUCAUCAAUAAUUCGAACACUAUGGUUAUUCCUAAUGAUGGACCAAUGUUUGGAUCUAACGAUAACAACAAUGCUUUGGAGGUGUUCAAUCCGAUACACAAUAUGAAUUGGCCCGAGUUCAACAACGGCCAAUACUAG